AUGAGUUUUAGAAGAUUGCAGAGGUGCGCCAUAUUCUUGUCAGAAUUUGACUAUGAUCUUGAAUACAUUGAUGGUAAGAGAAAUUUAGGUGCUGAUGGAUUGUCCAGAUUUCCUGUACUUGAUAAAUAUGGCAGUGACACUGAUGAAGAGGAAUGUGAGUAUAUUAAAUUUAUCGAGAUUAAUAAGGUACAUUGAUUUCAAAGUUACUAGUUGAAGGUUACUAGAAAAGAUUGCAUUUUGGGGAAUGUUUAUUUGUUCAUUGAAGCAGGUUGGCAGGAGAAAAUAAGUGAUGAGUUGAAGCCUUAUUUUGUGCAUAGAAACGAACUAAGUUGUAAACAAAAUAUAAUUAUGUGGGGAUAUAGGAUAGUGAUGCCAUCUAGGUUAAGAGCAGCAAUUUUAAAUGAGUUGCAUAGUUUUCAUAUGGGAAUUUCAAAAACUAAAUCUUUGGCGAGAGGAUACUUUUGGUUUCAAAUUUAGAUGAGGAGAUUGAAUCUAAUUAAGAAUUGUAAUGCAUGCAUGACAUUUAGAUCAAACCCUCCUAAAGCAAAAGUAAUUUACUGGCCAAUCACGAAUAAACCUUAUCAAAGGAUUUAUAUUGAUUUCCUGGGAUCAAAUAAAUUAUUUAAUAGUAACUGAUGCCUACUCAAAAUGGUAGAAGGUGUUUCAAACUCCUAAAAUGGAUUCUAAGGUGAUAUUUUAUUAUCUUAGACAGGUAUUUGCAAGGUUUGGAUUACCAGAUUUAAUUGUUAGUGAUAACGGUCUUUAGCUAACUUCAGCUGAGCUUGAACAAUUUUUUACUCAUAAUGGUAUUAAGCAUGCUCUUUUUUUUCCAUAUCACCCAGCAACGAAUUUUGUUGCAAAGAAUACUGUCAGAUCUUUCAAAAGUUCAAUGUUUAGAAUGCUGAAAGAUCAAAAGAAUAAUAAUUUGUCAAUAAGUACGUUAGUAUUUCAUUAUUUACUUUCCUAUCAUACCACAACUUAUUAGGUUACAAAUGAAACUCCAUCUAAACUUAUGUUGGGACGAAAUAUUAAAAAUAGGUUAGGUUUUGUUAGACUUUUUCAGUCAGCAGUUAAAUCUGAAGCUGGAAAAAGGGAAGAAAGUUUCAAAGAGGAACAAGUAGUAUGUGUUAAAGAUUAUAGAACCAGUAAAAAAAUACUUUGGAUAAAAGGGAAUGUAAUACAAGUUUUAGGAGAGAGAACGUAUUUGAUUAAAUGCGAUGGCAAUACUGAGCGGAAAAGACAUUUAGAUCAAAUAGUUUCAGGAGUUAAACUAAAUGAUAUAGUUGUUCCUAAUGAAAUUGUAGCAGAAAAUACUGUUAAAAAAAAUAAUGAUAAAGUGGAUUUUAAUAAAGAAAGUUUGAGUGUUGGAGUGAGUUGUAGACCCGAAAAAAUUGUUAAAAAAACUGAUUUUUGA
Messenger RNA from Cinara cedri, 1414 nucleotides. The record is from the annotation of a GenBank genome assembly. Lineage: Eukaryota; Metazoa; Arthropoda; Insecta; Hemiptera; Aphididae.